GCCUCACAAGCUCUUCCGCUGGCUAACCUGGGUUAAUUACAACAGACUGAACUUCAUUAGUCCUCAAAAAAGGUCAGCACUCGUCGCACUAUGUAUCUGGAUAUUCUGACCUAACAGGUAUAUGCAGUAGCAAUAUACACUGAAAUAUAUUUGCAAUUAACAGCAGCGAGUAUCUUGUUGUGGAUUUUAAUCAAAGUCCGUAAUUCAUCUGGCGAAGCGAGCAAGGUUAGCUAAGAUAGCUAGCAAAUCGGCCUGCAAGAUAGGGUAUUACCUGAAAACAUGAUGGCGUCUAGCUACAACAUUAAGGAGGAAGACGGUCACCAUUCUGGGUCCUCGGGGCCUGGUGGAAACGCAGUUAGGACUAAAAAGCCCGACAACACAGCUUUCAAACAACAGCGUUUACCAGCCUGGCAGCCUAUCAUUACGGCGGGGACAGUCUUGCCAGCAUUCUUCAUUAUAGGACUGAUCUUUAUCCCCAUCGGAAUCGGACUCUACGUUACGUCAAACAACAUCAAAGAAUUUGAGAUCGAUUAUACUGGAAUAGACAUAUCAAGUCCAUGCUUCAAUUGCUCUCAGAGCUAUAGCUGGAAUACCACGACGUCGUGCACAUGUUCGAUACCAUUCUCUCUUGACCAGCCCUUCGAGAGCAAUGUUUUUAUGUACUAUGGCUUAUCAAAUUUUUACCAAAACCAUCGACGAUAUGUUAAAUCGAGAGAUGACAGUCAGCUCAAUGGAAACCUUGACUCCUUAAAGGCACCUAGUAAAGAAUGUGAGCCCUACCGCAUUAAUGAAAACAUGCCUAUUGCACCAUGUGGAGCUAUUGCUAACAGCAUGUUUAAUGAUACACUGGAUUUGUUUUACAUUGAUCCCAAUGGAACCAGAACCCCAAUUCCACUGAUGAAGACGGGCAUUGCGUGGUGGACUGAUAAGCAUGUGAAAUUCCGAAACCCUGGUGGCAGUUCCUCCAACCUUACAGCUGUUUUCUACGGGACCACAAAGCCGCUCAGCUGGCCCAAGCCAGUCUACGAGCUGGACACAGACCCAGAGAACAAUGGCUUUGUUAAUGAAGACUUAAUCGUUUGGAUGCGCACAGCUGCCCUGCCCACUUUUAGGAAACUCUACCGCAUAAUCCAAAAGAAGAACAGCUUGACUCCUACACUACCCAGGGGCAACUACACCCUAGACAUCGUUUACAAUUAUCCUGUGCGUAGCUUCGAUGGCCGAAAGCGUAUGAUCCUGAGCACCAUCUCAUGGAUGGGAGGGAAGAACCCUUUCCUGGGCAUCGCCUAUAUAUCUGUGGGCUCUGUCUGUUUCUUCCUUGGAGUGGUUCUGCUCUUCAUCCACCACAAAUAUGGAAACCGGAACAACAGCUCAGACAUUCCAAAUUAAGUGUCUCUUUUGGGCUGUAGGCUCACAGGCUGGCCCACAUGCAUGGUGAAGACCCAAUGUCUGUUGUGCAAGCUCGUCUCUGUGUGUAUCCUUUGUGGUUUUGAAUAGCUGUGCUUGUAGGUGCAGAGUUAUAUAGCAACACAAUGCAUAGGUAUUUCUGUGAGCCUAGAGAUCAGUUAUGUAUACAAAUGUUAUAUUUAUUUAAUUUUUAAAAAAGAUGAUAAGGGUGUUUUGUUUUAAGGUGUACUUUUUAUUCUGUUAUCUAUGUAUUUUUAAGGUGCUUAUUGGGCUUUGCCUUAAGUGAAAUGUAUAUAUUUGCAUACAGCCAACAGGUUAUACAUAUAGCAGAACACAAAAUUGUCCUCGCGAAUGGAGCUAGAAAUGAGUGAAUGUAUUGCUAUUCAAAGAAACCGAAAUAACUUGCUUUUCUGGCAGAAAUUUCGCAGCCCAAGGAAAGUAGGACACACUAUAUAACCUAAAAUGUUCAUUAUAGAUCAUAUCAUGUUCAGAAUGUGUCCAACCUAUUUGCACUAUAAGCUUGGCCUAGCUUUUAAACUAUUUAGAGAGAAAUAAAAUUGGAUCCAAACGGUU
Messenger RNA from Electrophorus electricus (electric eel), 1980 nucleotides. RefSeq names its product cell cycle control protein 50A. The record is from RefSeq and is a predicted model, not a curated record. Gene Ontology annotation, cellular component: plasma membrane; Golgi apparatus; endoplasmic reticulum. NCBI's taxonomy places the organism in Eukaryota, Metazoa, Chordata, Actinopteri, Gymnotiformes, Gymnotidae. Gene Ontology annotation, biological process: phospholipid translocation.